CCUUUUUCAACAGGUCUGUGGGGUAAAACUGAUUUAUUACAAUUGUACAAUAAUCAGAGCUACUAUGAUCUAGUGUUCUAAAACAAAGAAAAAGAAGCGAAUAUAUGAGAAUCACAUAUAAAUACAAACUACAUUUUUAGUCAACAAGGAGAGAAUCAAAUGAUGUCUAGGAUAAGAGAGUUAGAAGAAAUCUGUGACAAACUCAAGUGUCAACUUGAUGAAAAAACUCAAGAAUGUAUCAAUGCCAAAAAGGAAGUAGAGUAUAAACAUAAUCAAUUAAUGGACUUUCAUGACAGAAUGCACAAAAUGAAUGCAAGUUUCCAUAAUGCUAACAUGUUAAAUCAAAAGUUAACUAGCAAAUUAGAAAGGUUUAAUGAGUUAGAUGAGAUGUGUGCAAAGUAUAAACAAAUCCUUGAAGAUAAAAAAAAAGAGCAUGCAACUAUAAAUAAUGAGUCAAUUCAACUAAAAGAUCAAAUAAUGCGAUUGAAUGUGACAAAUGACAAUUUAAAAAAAACAACGGAAGACUUAUGGAAACAUCUAAAUUUGAAAUCUCAACAGCUUAAGGUAAAAGAGCAAGUUGAAAACAAAGUUCAAGAAAAAGAUAAUGAAAUAUGCACUCUUAAAGAACAAAUGGACGCUUUAAAUAUCACAAUUCAGAAAAUGAGUGCUGAAAUCGAUUCAAUACAUGUUUAUCAAACACAAAUGGAUGCCUAUGAAAGUGAUUUUAAAGCUGAAAGGGCAGCGCGAGAGAAAAUCCAUCAAGACUUAUGCAGGGUUAAUGAGCAGCUCGAUGAGCAUAUAAUUGAGAAUACGAAAUUAAAAGAAGAAAUUAAACAUCUCAAAAGCAGCUCCUUGUCAAAUAAUCAACAACUUCUUAAUAAUCCUGUUAUGGAUGGUAGAUUUAAUCAGUUUAGUCUACUCAACUCCGACAGGUUUGUUCAGUUAGGAACUUCAAGAAGUGGCUUUGAAAAUUCAUGGCAGUAAUUUAUCACUCUAAAAUACGAAAAUGCCCCAAGUAUAUGCAUGGUUUUCCUGAUUUAGAACUGCAUAUUGUUGGAUGUUUAGAUGAUUUAGAACUUUUUUACUUGAUGUAUAUGGUUAGUUGUAAAGAUUCUAGUGUUAUUUUCAAUGUUCUUUUUUGUUUAUUUUUUUUAUAAAAUAAAUAAUUGUGAAUAUA
This is a messenger RNA of Hydra vulgaris (swiftwater hydra), 1177 nucleotides long. Its product is annotated as optineurin. Gene Ontology annotation, molecular function: K63-linked polyubiquitin modification-dependent protein binding. Gene Ontology annotation, cellular component: nucleus; cytoplasm. Gene Ontology annotation, biological process: regulation of canonical NF-kappaB signal transduction. The record is from RefSeq and is a predicted model, not a curated record. Lineage: Eukaryota; Metazoa; Cnidaria; Hydrozoa; Anthoathecata; Hydridae.